GAAGUGCAAAGCAUGCAUCGUGAUGUUUGGAGAACAGAAUGCAAAGGCAUGGAUGCUAGUCACAGUGGUGACAUAACAUUAUAAGAAAUAAAAUGCAUGGCGUGAUUUUGCACAUUUACAAUAGCAUGCGCCGGUAACUCAUGCCCUAAUUUCUCCUUCUACGCUGCACUUUCUUUGCAUUAAAUGCAUGCAUGCAUUCUCCUGCGCAUUAUUUAUGAUCUUUCUGUGUUUUUUAAAAAUGCAUUCAGCGAGGACGCACACGGUGGUGUUUUAAGAGAACUGCGCGCAGUGCGUGCGUUCGCGUUCAGAGCGCGCGCGCAGAUGCACCGAGUCUCGCGCGCGCCAUUUUAGCGCGUCUCCGGCAAGAUGGCGCUCUCGCUUUGUCUGCCCUGAUCGGAAUAAAACACUAUUUACUUUCAUUACAUGCAUGCAAAUGUACCGAAUCGAAUGAAAAAACAGCGUUCCUCGCGGUGCCAAACCGGUGACAUCUCAAAGACCCGCGCGUGAGCUGAGCACGGAGAUCUUCAGGUCUAGUAAGUUGAAUACAUUGGUGACCAAACUUCAUGAGUUUUUGGGUCAUUCUCCAGACGAAGAAAGCAUUCAUUCUCCAGACAUUUCCACUGGUAAAAUGGCUGCUAGUGACUUAAACAGCCCUGAUGAGAGAAUGAAUGAGCCUGGUUGCUCCUCAGAAAUGACCAAACCCUCAUCUUCACGCUCAAAGAGAAAACCUUCAUUUGUGACCAAGCACACUGCCGUUGAUGAAUCGGAAUGUGCAAACGAGAGUGGAGGUGAACGCGGCACAGAUGACAGCAUGCAGAGCAGUCUGGAUAUCAGCAAGCUGCCACAAGGCACAGUGGUGGUCAAGCCAGAACCGGUUGCUAACGAAGCUAAAGAUGAAUUCCGCGGUCCGGAGUUCCAUAACAGAGGAAGUAAAGUGAAAGAGGACGGCACUCGGAAACGUCCCGACGAGCAGCUCCAGGAGAUUUUUAAUUGCACAGCAUGUGGACAGCAAGUCAAUCAUUUUCAGAAGGAUUCGAUCUUUCAGCAUCCUGCACUACAUGUUCUUAUCUGCAAGUCAUGUUUCAGAUAUUAUAUGAGUGACGAUAUCAGCAAGGAUGAAGAAGGAAUGGAUGAGCAAUGCAGGUGGUGUGCAGAGGGUGGUAAUCUGAUUUGCUGUGACUACUGCAGCAAUGCCUUCUGCAAAAAAUGCAUUUUGAGGAACCUUGGACGAAAAGAACUGUCUGAAAUCAUGAAUGAAGAAAGCAAAUGGCACUGCUUUGUGUGCCGCCCAGAGCCACUGCAAGACUUUGUUAAAACCUGUGAGAAAGUUUUGCUCAAUCUGGAAUCAUCUUGCAGAAAGCCCAAGGGAGACGGUGACAAGACGAAGCGUGAAGAUCGUAAACACAAGCAUAGCAAACGAGAAAAAACUGCUGUAAAUGGACAGGAUUAUGCCUCCGACGGAGCGGGGACGUUAUCCUUUUCCUGUAAGACGUUGACGGUUCCGAAAGAGCUUGUCAAGAAGACCAAAAAACUAAUCGAGACCACAAACAGUUUGAAUCGUACUUUUGUACAAUUCCUCCAGCACACGUCAAAAGGCCGUGAAGUUAGUGCGGUAAGUAAUAGACACUUAAACGCCUUCAAAUCGGUUUUGGCUGAUCUGAAAAAGGCCCACGUGGCUCUGGAGGAAUCACUUGAAAAAGAAUUUGAAUCGAAAGGCCUCAAGUUUCAAAACGGAGAGGAGCAAAGACACAGUCAAACUGCAGAUCAUACCAGUGUUAACUCGUACCACGCUGACCCUGCUCCUGUCAGAGAAGAUGGUUUGGAUUGCACCGCCAAGGACCAAGAUGAAACCCAACAGGAAAGUAGCUCAGCUGAUGUUGAAAUGAAGGAGAGCCUUCCACCCUCUCCAGAAAAAACUCGGGACCAGUCUGAAGAAAGUGAAGCUAAAGAGCAUGAAAUGGCAGAUAACCCUGACUUUGAGGAAAACUCCGUGCCAGCAGGUGAAGCGUCUCUUGAUAAAGACAUCGUGUCUAUUCCACCGUCUGUCCCAGAGGAGCUCUUUGAGAUGGUCGAGAGUCUUGCAGUAAAGAAAGAAGACCGUGACGAUAGCAACUCGACUGGUUCCAGUGAUUGGAAAUCAACGUCCAUCGCUGAGGUUGUGGAAUCCAAUAAGAGCCUGACAAAACUGGGUAGAAAACUUGUUGUCAAACUAACACCUGUUCCUCUUAAAAUUACCAUAAAACGAGAUAAGAGCAAAGAACAGUCGCCUUCAGAAGACAUGGAUUGUGACACAUUGCCAAAGGAGGCUCAAGAUAGCAGACGCUCCCCCAGGAUGAAGACCACACCCCUACGCAAGUCACCGGAGGUGAAGAGCAAACGCAAACCAAGGUCGUCAAUGGCUAAAGAAGAGUGCAGCGACGCAGUCAAGGAGCAGUGUGAUUCAGACUCAGAUGAAGUCCCUGAGGUCCUGCAGACGGCUGCCUUGAAGGCCAGCUCUGAUGAGAGCGAACCCGAGAACGCUUCUGGAAAAGGUACCAAGAAGAAGAAGUUAGCUUCCUGCUCUGCUGAGAAAGCAAAAGCGAAGCCAAAGCGUAAACUCGAUAUGGCCUCCUCAGAUUCAGAACGGUCAUCAACAGCAAAGAAAAGGAGCACCAAAAAAAAGAAGGGCAGAGAAUCGGACUCCUCAGACCACAACUCUGAUCUUGAGAAACAGAUGAAAAGCCUGUCCAAGGUCGGCAGUGGGAAAAAAACAUCCAAAGGUGUCAAAAAGGAAGAGAAUGAAUCCAGUAAAGAUGGCAAGAAAGGCCCUAAAAUGUCAUUUGAGAGGAAACGAAGGUCACAGAAAGAAAAGCCUAAAACCAAGGAAGAGUUUUCCUCCAGUGAUGAAGAGCAGGAGGAGGAGGAGCAGGCUGCUAACUCCGAGGAAGACAGCGAUCAGCAGAAGAUUAAACCAAUACUUGAGUCUGUGAUGGCUAGUAUUGAUGGUUUCCAUCAGUCAUCAGGUGAUGAAAUUGAAUUGAAGGCUGAAUCCUCCCAGGUGCUGGAUGAUGACGAUGAUCCAGAGAAUAGAAUUGCCAAGAGGAUGCUUCUGGCGCAGAUCAAAGCCAACUAUUCCUCUGGAGCUGACAGUUCAUCUAAUGAUGAAAACGCAGACAAAGAGGACGGGGAUUCACCAAAGAAAGGAAAAGAUGGUGCUAAGAAGCAAGACGAAAGUGAGGAAGAGGAUGAAACUUCAGACUCGUGCUCAGAUGUGGACGUGAAGAAAGGUGGACGCAGGCACCGUUUGUUGAGGAAGAAGUUGACUCUAAGCGAGGGAGACUCUGAUGACGAGACCCCAGUUAAAAAAAAGAAAGAAACCAAAAAGAGAAGCAGGCGGAAAGUGGGCAGCGAUGAUUCGGCAGACUCUGACUUCGAGCAGUCGCGCUCGGGCUCCAGUGAUGCAUCAGCGCUCAGUGAGGCCGUGAGUGAAGACGACGAUGAAGACAAGAGCAGUAAACGCAAAACACGGUCAUCUAAAAAAGCUGGCAAGGACGGUGAGAGAAGUUACCAGAAAGAGAAGAAGAAACGACGUCGCAUUAAGGUUCAAGACUCGUCGUCCAGUGGCAAGAGUGGAGGGGAAGAUGAUGGAGAAGAUGAAGGGGAUGAGAAAGAAACACCCAAAGGUCGCAAGAAGAUCCGCAAGAUCCUUAAAGAUGACAAACUGCGGACAGAGACCCGGGAUGCCCUGAAGGAGGAAGAGGAGAGGAGGAAGCGCAUUGCUGAGAGGGAGCGGCUAAGGGAGAAACUGCGAGAGACUAUUGUGGUGAAGGAGUCAUCACAGGUCACAUGUCCCAUCACCACAAAGCUGGUGCUGGAUGAGGACGAGGAGACCAAGGAAGCAUUAUUGCAGGUUCACAGGAACCUGGUGACCAAACUCAAACCCCAUCAGGUGGAUGGAGUGCAGUUCAUGUGGGACUGCUGCUGUGAGUCAGUGAAGAAGGUGGAGAAGUCUUAUGGCUCUGGCUGUAUUCUGGCCCACUGCAUGGGGCUGGGAAAAACUCUCCAGUUUGAAAAGUGGCAAGAAGGCCUGAAGGAUGAGGAGAGUUUAGAGGUGACAGAGCUGGCCACAGUGAAGAGACCUCAGGAGAGAGCGUACGCUUUACAGCGCUGGCAGGAGGAUGGCGGCGUUAUGAUUAUAGGCUAUGAGAUGUACCGCAACCUCACGCAAGGACGAAACAUCAAGAGCAAGAAGCUGAAAGAAGUCUUUCAGAAAACUCUAGUUGAUCCAGGUCCAGAUUUUGUAAUCUGUGAUGAGGGUCACGUGCUGAAGAACGAAGCGUCUGCUGUCUCCAAAGCCAUGAACUCCAUCACAACUCGUCGGCGAGUGGUGCUGACAGGAACGCCACUGCAGAACAACCUGAUAGAGUAUCACUGUAUGGUGAACUUCAUCAAGGAGAAUCUGCUGGGAUCAGUGAAAGAGUUCAGAAACCGCUUCAUCAACCCCAUCCAGAACGGCCAGUGCGCUGACUCCACGCUCGUUGAUGUCCGAGUCAUGAAGAAGCGCGCACACAUCCUCUACGAGAUGCUGGCAGGAUGCGUCCAAAGAAGAGACUACACUGCCCUUACAAAAUUCCUGCCACCAAAACACGAGUAUGUGUUAGCGGUACGGUUAUCACCUAUUCAGUGCAAGCUUUACCGAUACUAUCUGGAUCACUUUACAGGUGUCGGUUCUGCCUUGGAGAGUGGAAGAGGCCGCGCUGGGACCAAACUCUUCCAGGAUUUCCAGAUGCUCAGCAGAAUCUGGACCCAUCCGUGGUGCCUCCAGCUGGACUAUAUCAGUAAAGAAAACAAGGGGUACUUCGACGAGGACAGUAUGGAGGAGUUCAUAGCCUCAGAGACAGAGGAGUCCUCCAUGAGUUUGACCUCUGAAGAUGAGAAGCCCAAAAGAAAGAAGAAACGAGGCAAAGGGAAAGAGCAGAGCUCAGACAAGUCCGACAGCGAUGACCUGGAAGUGAUUAAGGAGUGGAACACCAGCUCUCGUGGAGGAAACCCUGAGGGGCGCAACAGAGCAGAGCCUGUGGAAGAGGUUCGGGCGUCAAACUCGGGUCCUGGCAGCCCAUCCCCUGACUGGUACAAAGAGUUUGUGACCGAGACAGAUUCUGAGGUGCUGGAGCAUUCUGGGAAAAUUGUGCUUCUUUUUGAGAUCCUCCGCAUGGCUGAAGAAUUGGAAGAAAAAGUGUUGGUGUUCAGCCAGUCUCUCAUUUCUCUGGACCUCAUUGAAGAUUUCCUGGAGUUGGCAGGCAGAGCCAAAGAGGAAGGCAAGCUUUCGCCGUACAAAGGUGAGGGCAAGUGGUUCAGAAACAUUGACUACUAUCGUCUAGAUGGUUCAACGAGCGCCAUGACCAGGAAGAAAUGGGCAGAGGAGUUCAAUGACACCAGUAAUGUUCGGGGGCGAUUGUUCAUCAUCUCAACCAGAGCUGGCUCUCUUGGGAUCAACUUGGUAGCUGCAAACAGGGUCAUAAUUUUCGACGCCUCAUGGAACCCAUCCUACGACAUUCAGAGUAUAUUCAGAGUCUAUCGCUUUGGCCAGGUGAAGACCGUGUUUGUCUACAGGUUUUUGGCUCAGGGAACCAUGGAGGAGAAGAUCUAUGACCGGCAGAUCGCCAAACAGUCGCUGUCAUUCAGAGUUGUGGACCAGCAGCAGAUUGAGCGUCACUUUACCAUGAACGAACUGACGGAGCUGUACGCGUUUGAACCCGACCAGCUGGACGAUCCUUCGGAGAAGAAGAGCAAGCGGGCCACACCCAUGCUGCCCAAGGAUCCUUUCCUGGCAGAACUCCUUCACAGUUACAAAGAUCAUAUCGUCGGCUACCACGAGCAUGACUCUUUGCUGGACCACAAGGAGGAAGAGGCACUGAGUGAGGAAGAUCGCAAGGCAGCCUGGGCCGAAUAUGAAGCCGAAAAGAAGGGUCUGUCCAUGCAUUUCAACCAGCCAUCCUAUUCUCAAAUGGCCGUGGGAGCAGGAGCAAACUCUUACUUGCCCUUCAACAUGGCUGCCUUGGCCUCCAUGAGCAACCAACAGUUGGAGGAUUUGAUUUACCAGGGCAGGCAGAAAGUGAUGGAAGCCGCUAACGCUCUGAAGUCAGUGCCCAGGGAACCAAUGGAGGACAUCAUUGCACAGGUGUGGAAGGAGAAUCCGAGUUUACCCGAGGCCCAGGUUCAAUCCAUGGCUCUUGGGAGGCAGGCCGGCUACGAGCUGGAAAUCAAACACAGGGAGGCUGUUUACCGUGAUGUCCUCGGCAAGCAACAAACUCUGAUGAUGUACGUGCAGAAGGUGAUCGCCAACCGUAAGGUGCAGGAGCAGCAGCUGGCCAUGGCGAGGCAGGGUCUGCUGCUCAAUCAGCUGGCCAUGCAGAACGGUCUUGGGGCCCCUAUGAAUCAGAUGGAUCUGCUGGGGUUGUACCAGCAGCUUGGGGCUCUCCAGGGCCUUCCCUCCGCACAGCUGGGCAAGAACCCGGGCCCGUCUAAGGGCCUGUAGAUGCCUCCGCCCCUCAGUGUACACACAGCUGGACUGAUACAGCCAGGACACCUACUUGAGCUCCUCGGUAACGAGAGGGGAUCCUGGGACUUUGUUAAAGGGGUUUUUGGCAGUGCAGUUUGUCAUUUUGUGUGUAUAUAGCCUUAAUGUUGGUCAAGUUCUUUUUUUCCCUCUCUCACGUAUUUAAGAUUGAAGAAGAUAUUAUCCCCAAAUGCUUUUAGGCAUUGCAGGUUUCUUUCCCCUUAAAUAAGGGACGUGCAUAUAUAAAUAAUUAUAUUGCAAUGAAAACGGCGUGAUUGAGGAGGGACCAUAGCGUUUUUGUUCUAAAGCCCCCGUAAAUACUAUCUGCGCUAAUAUCUUCCUAGUAGUGGAUUGUCAUUGGUACUUUGCUAGCCAGUGCUCCAGAGACACUGCAGCGGACACCUUAAAUGUAUCGUCAAGUCAAAUGGCCUUAUAUCAAGCAGCUAGAUCUCUUCUAAUGUUUUAAAACCCCUUUUUCUAAUCUGCUUUUAGGUAUUUAAACUCGUUGUUGCUAAUCAUGCUAUGGAAUGUCUGUGUUGUUAAAACUGCUUGCUGAUUUCCUCCGGACUUUUGUAACAUCAGACUUCUCGUUGUAGUGUUGCCUAGCAUAUUGUUGUGAGUACUGUUCAUAAUUUCUUUUUCUGUUUAUUUUUCUGUUUCUUUUCCCCACUUGCAUUGGGAUUGCACCUGAGUUGGCGUGUGGCG
Molecule: messenger RNA, 7243 nt
Organism: Sinocyclocheilus anshuiensis
Lineage: Eukaryota; Metazoa; Chordata; Actinopteri; Cypriniformes; Cyprinidae
Gene: atrx
Product: ATRX chromatin remodeler
Exons: 36
Coding region: 629-6517 (1962 amino acids)
Biological process (GO): replication fork processing; chromatin remodeling
Cellular component (GO): pericentric heterochromatin; nucleus
Molecular function (GO): chromatin DNA binding; ATP binding
Source: RefSeq, a predicted model, not a curated record